This is a messenger RNA of Teleopsis dalmanni, 1753 nucleotides long. It is a transcript of the gene Ctu2, whose product is annotated as cytoplasmic tRNA 2-thiolation protein 2. Lineage: Eukaryota; Metazoa; Arthropoda; Insecta; Diptera; Diopsidae. The coding region runs from base 94 to 1428 and encodes 444 amino acids. The record is from RefSeq and is a predicted model, not a curated record. Gene Ontology annotation, cellular component: cytosol. Gene Ontology annotation, molecular function: tRNA binding; sulfurtransferase activity. Gene Ontology annotation, biological process: tRNA wobble position uridine thiolation. The transcript has a single exon.
AUUAGAACAACGUAAACAUUGAGUUCACGUGCUGAUUUCUAUUAUUAUUAAAAACAUAUUAAAUUAAAUUCAAUAUAAAUACUACGAGCUCAGAUGUGCAGCAUAGGUGAAGAUGAUUUUGGUGAUGAAGGAGGACUACAUGCCAUACCAAUACCCGAAUCUGAUAUCGCAGCAAUUGACGUGAGCUCCCAAACGAUAUGCUGGAAAUGUGGACAAACGAACUCUGUUUAUAAAUUAAAAAACAGGCAGGCCGAGUGCGAGCAAUGCUUUCUAGCUUAUGUACGACACAAGUUUCGUGCGACGCUUGGUGUUUCCAAAGUGAUACUACGUAACGCAACUGUUUUGCUUAUAUUUGAUGGUAGCGCGGAGAGUUUGGUGCUACUGGAUAUGCUGCAGCAUGCGCUGACACUUAAUAUGCACAAACGUUUGCAUUGCAAUGUGAUAGUGUUGCACAUUGAUGACUAUCAGCUGCAACAUACAAAGCCAAAUAGUCAAUUAGAACAUAUUGAAUAUUUGUUGGCCAUCAAGAAUAUAUUGGCGAGGUACUCCUUUUUUAAAUGUCAUUUGGUACCCAUAAACUACAAGGAACCACUCGAAAUGUUUUCAUUUGAAAACAUAAAUGCCUUUGUUAACAACAUUACAGAACAUGAAAGUGAAUUGUUGAAACGAAUCCAAGCUAUAAAUACUUUAACCAAGCGUCAAGACUAUUUGAAACGGCGCCGUAACCACGUUAUUGCAAAAGUGGCUUCGCAUUUAAAAUGUAAGUAUGCUUUUGUGCCGGAAUACAGCAAGGAACUUGCUGCUGAACUGCUAACAGCUGUAGCACUGGGGCGUGGUGGUAGUGUAGCUCUUGAUGUUGCUUUGAUAGAUGAUCGACUUAUCGAAGGUGUUAAAUUGGUGCGACCUUUAAAAGAACUUAAUGCAGAGGAAGUUGAACUGUAUAUAAAAGCCCAGAAACUAGAACCAUUGCCAAUAUCACGUUAUGGAAAGGCAGAAGGCUGUAGAGCUAGUUUACCCAAUUUGAUAGAGGCAUUCGUACAUAAAUUACAAAGCAACUAUCCAUCAACCAUAUCGACAAUUUCACGAGUUGGGGAAAAAUUAGCACCAAAUCGUGAUAAAAGUUUUGAGAAGAAAUUAAAUGAUUUACAUUUAAACAAUGUAAAUAGUAGCCGCGAUUAUACUCAAGUGAAUACGUGCAGAUUUUGCAAUUCACCGCUCGACACCGCAAAUUCAACAAUAUUGCUAAUGACGGAAUACUCACGUCUGGUGUCUAAAACAGGCACGAUUGUUAGCGAGAUUAAUGACUUUGGCAUUAAAGCUCAAGAAGAAGCGAUUGCAGAUGAGAAUGAACUCUUACGACAACUUUGUUUUGCAUGUCGAAAGAUACAAAAUAGCUGUUCCAGUGAUGAGCUACUACUAAAUACGUAAGAAUCAAUACUUAUGCAUGGACGUAACCAAGAGGGGACAUAAGUGUCCAAAGUAAUAUUUUUUAAUGAAAAAAGAGCCCAUUGGGUAACGACUUCGUAAACGUCGUUGACGAUAUCGAAGCUAAGUGUGUGCUUUUAAAAAGGGAUUUUAAAAUUACAAAAAUUGUUUCGGACUCCCGUCCAUGUCUCUCUUCCUGGCUACAACAAUGAACUUAUAACGGAAGCACUAACGGAUAUUAGGAAAUAAAAUAUAGAACACUUAUAAAAGACUAAAUAAACUACAAUUUAUUUCAUUUAAAUGAUAAUGUUAUAUAUUAGUUUGUUUA